GCUUAUCAGCGCGGCCACGCAACCAAAAGUAAUAAUGAGUCAACCUCCAAUACAAUUGUACGAUUUUUCUCAUCCCUAAUUCUAAUCGGUUAUCGGAGGCUGGGAGAUUUUCUAUUUCUAAAACUAGCGGGAAAACUGAAGCCAUUAUCAACAGAGAAACAUGAAGGACAAGAUUGCUCUGGAGACGACAAUCAAAUGGAUACAAGAUCAAUCGAAGGGCGUGAUGGGUCGGAGAGUGGAAAGCUUAACUCUAGAAGCCAUUCAACUGGUAGAAGCUCGUAACGGCUUUGUUCGUUGUAAUUUCAUUGUUCCAACCCACCUAGCAGAUAAAGAUGGAAAUUGGCAUGCCGGAGCAAUGGCAACGUUAAUCGACAGUUUGGGGACUGCUACCGCCUUCUCUUUUUCUGGCAACGUCAAGGCCUCUCUUGAUUUCAGCCUUUCAUUUUAUUCCACGGUUAAGAUAUUGGAAGAAGUUGAGAUAGAGGCAAAGGUUGUGCAGAGGAAGGGAAAGCUUACAUCGGUAGAGGUGAAGGUCAAAAGAAAAGAUAGUGGACAACUAAUUGCUUUGGGUAAACUAUGGACAACUUCAAGUCAAGGGAGAGAGUGGAUGUUAGAGAGAGAGAGAAUGAAAUACAAUCUGCUGCAGAAGAUAAGGAGAAGGGUUGAAGAAAUAUCAAAGGAUGAGUUUGGUCACGAGUUGGGCACCAUAAUUCUUAAGGGCGGCCUUCAAGUGGUGGAAGUCCAACAGGGCUUUGUACGCUGUAAUUUCAUAAUAACAAUCUGCCAUGGGGUAAACUUUGUUUGUCCUCUUCUCUAUUUAUUUGAGUCUAUGUUAGUUAUCAUUUUAUUCUUUGUAAAGCUAUCUAAUCAAUUAAGUUAAUGCGUCGCUUAUAAAUGUAUAUGUAUAUAUGAAAAGCAGGAUAAAGAUGGAAAGUGGGAAGUGAGAGCUAUGGCAACAUUAAUUGAUAUUGUAGGGGGUUUUGCCGUAUACGCUUCAGUUGGCCAUGCCAAGGCAUCGGUUGAAUUCAAUAUUUCCUUUUAUUCAAUUGUUAAGAUUCAAGUACAAUUUCUUAUCCUCUUCUAAGAUGAGCUGCUUUAAUCUAGAAAUUCCUGUACACAUAGUAGUUUUGUGUGUUAGUUUUCUGUAAAACUUUACAUAAUGAUUAAUGGGUGGUUCAAUUAUAGAGUCAAGAGUGCUAUUAAUACCGAUUAAUCACAAAUAUGCAAUGGUAAUUAAUGGGUGCAGGAAGAAGUUGAGAUACAGGCUAAGGUUAUGGGGGACAUGAAAGUUUGCGUCUGUGCAGGUUGAAGUCAGAAGGAAAGAUAACGGGCAACUGAUUGCUUUGGCUAAGCAAUGGAUGACUUCGGCUAAUAUAAAACCAUUUAGCAAGCUUUGAGAUGACAAGUAACUUGUUUGAUCUUUAUUUACAUUUUUUUUCUUCUUCUACAACUUCAUUCAUCAAGCUUUGGAGAAAAUGCAUGUAAAGAGUGUUAAUGUAGUUCAAACUCUAGCAUGAUUUGAUUAAAUAUUACGAAAACCUUGUAAGUAAUGUCCCUAUUUGAUGACCAAUGGUUGUCAUUGACUUCAACUAUCUCGUAAAACUCGUCCAGUUCAGCGAGUCUUCUCAUUUGUUGUAGAGCGAUUGAUUUGGACGCCUCUGAUUAAGCAGUGCUAUACCAAUUAAUGGUUGUUUUUUGACCUUUUUGUGGACAACCCUAACGUUUCUGUUAAAAUCAGUAAGAUA
This is a messenger RNA of Pistacia vera, 1745 nucleotides long. RefSeq lists its product as uncharacterized. NCBI's taxonomy places the organism in Eukaryota, Viridiplantae, Streptophyta, Magnoliopsida, Sapindales, Anacardiaceae. The record is from RefSeq and is a predicted model, not a curated record. Gene Ontology annotation, molecular function: fatty acyl-CoA hydrolase activity. Bases 161 to 880 code for a protein of 239 amino acids. The transcript is spliced from 4 exons.